AUGAGCACUCUCAUCUUGCCAAUGUCGUCGCCUACGUCGCUGAAGCGGAGCUACGACGAUGCUGCUUUAGAGCCUCUGGCGACGAGCGAACCCACCCAAUUCAUAUCACAUACCUCACUACAGCAACCAUUACAGUCACAGCAUCACCCUACUACAGGGACCAGUGAGCAAUUCUCAAAUCCAUCGCCUCAAGCCUCAUCAACUCUCCUCCCCAAUGCCUCUACCAACACGCAGGAGAAACCCACCAAGAAAGCCAAGUUGACGUCUGCAGAGAAAGAAGUAAGGGAAAUAGAACGGAAGUUUAAGGAACAACAGAAAGCGGAAGAGCGUGCAAAGAAGGAGGAGGAUCGGGUACGAAAAGAACAUGAGAAAGCCGAAAAGGACGCCGAGAAGGCUCACAAAGCCGAGGAGCGAAAAUCAAAAGAUGAAGCGCGACAGAAAGCGAAGGAAGAGCGCGAACGGCUAAAAGAGGAAGAGAAAGCCAAGAAGGAGGAAGAGAGGCAGAAGAAGGAGGAAGAAAAGAACAAGAAAGAGAGGGCUCAACUAAAGUUGAAUGCUUUCUUCGGCCAAUCAUCAGGUACACGAAGUUCCACAGCUUCUCCUGCACCCGACGCCCAAUCGCAGUCCUCCAGUCGCCGUAAUUCUACCGUAGGGGAAAAUCCUCCCAAUUCGACACCGAGAAAGUCCCAGGCUUCAGAUUUUGAGCAGGCAUUUCCGCCAUUCUUUGUGCAUGCAAACGUGUGUCUUGCCCCGUGCAACCGUUUCUCAAGGGACGAAGAGGCCUUGGCCUUUGUACAAAGAAAUCUGGAUGCUUCUUUCACAUCGUCUAAGGAAUCAACUGAGACUUUAAAGGGGCUUCGACUCAGGGAUUCCUUGAGCUUGCCGCCUCAAAGAAAGCACGAAUGCCAUAAGCUAAGACCAAGCGUGAAGCAAAUUGUGGCAAACAUCGAAGGCGGUGCUCAGAACCCAAUUAUUUUAAGUGAAAAAGGUCAUGCUAUUUCAAAGCCAGCGGAUGCACUCGAUUCUAUUCCUAUCAAGUAUCUCAAGUUCAAGGAGGAUGUGAGGCCUCCUUACAUUGGCACAUUCUCCAGAAUCAUAGAAACGCCAACCGCGACCAAAUUGUCAAGAAAGCCUUGCUCACGAAAUCUUCCGAAAGUCAACUACGAUUAUGAUUCCGAAGCUGAAUGGGAGGACCCAGGUGAAGGCGAGGAUCUCAUGUCUGAAGGUGAAGAAGAGCCAGACGAUGAAGAUGACGGUGAUAUGGAAGGCUUUCUUGAUGACGAGGACACCGUGGAUGGGAAGAACGCAAAACGUCGACCUUUGCUUGGUGCUCUCGAACCUUUGUCUACUGGCUUGUGCUGGAUCGAGAGAGUCGACGGACCUGACCUCUCGCAUUACAGGAUGGACAUGCUUACAGAAGAACCACGAUUUCCUAUUGAUCCUUAUUCUACUGCCUACUGGCAACAACCUACGCCAAGCAAACCAGUAUCAUCUACGACAAGCGAUAGAUCAACAGUAAUGCAACCACCCCGUGUUCCUCUCAAUCCCAUCACUGGACAGUCCAUGAACAAAUCUACUACCACUCAUACUAGCGUUAAGAUACCCAAACGAUUGGUACCUAAUGAGCUCAUGGACGAUUUCAGAUCCGCCGUCACUGGCAGUGAUCUAACGAAAUUGGGGCUGGUUGAGCAGCUUAAAAAGAAAUUUCCCAAACAGAGCAAGGAUGUCAUCAAAGACACCCUUGAUGCCAUCGCCGAGAGAGUAGGCAGCAAAUUGGCGGACAGGAAGUGGGUCCUGAAGCCGGUAGAGUGA
Messenger RNA from Bacidia gigantensis, 1812 nucleotides. RefSeq lists its product as uncharacterized. Gene Ontology annotation, biological process: nucleosome assembly. The transcript has 3 exons. Bases 1 to 1812 code for a protein of 603 amino acids. The record is from RefSeq and is a predicted model, not a curated record. Lineage: Eukaryota; Fungi; Ascomycota; Lecanoromycetes; Lecanorales; Ramalinaceae. Gene Ontology annotation, cellular component: CAF-1 complex; nucleus.